Messenger RNA from Pseudoliparis swirei, 1694 nucleotides. RefSeq names its product G-protein coupled receptor 151. Gene Ontology annotation, biological process: G protein-coupled receptor signaling pathway. Lineage: Eukaryota; Metazoa; Chordata; Actinopteri; Perciformes; Liparidae. Bases 1 to 1326 code for a protein of 441 amino acids. The record is from RefSeq and is a predicted model, not a curated record. Gene Ontology annotation, molecular function: G protein-coupled receptor activity. Gene Ontology annotation, cellular component: membrane. The transcript has 2 exons.
AUGCUCUUCAAGUCAACAGCGUCUCAGCAGCGCGGCGCCCUGGACAGCUCCUCCUGCCUUCUGCUCCUCCAGGAUCUGACAUCUGUGGAAUCCGAAAGAAAACCAAAACAUUUACUUUCCUUUAUUGACUGCACAUUUUUUUUGUCUUCUUCCCCCCCAACUUCGAGGAGCUCGAACUUUAACGUCUCUCGGGAGGAGAUGGAUAUUGAUCGACCAGCAAAUGUUUCCUUUUUUGAUUUCGUCGGAGGAGUUCAACUUCUCCAGGGGGAGGAGACCAGGACGGCCAUACCUGUCCUCCUCAUCGGGAUCUGCGUGUCCGGGGCGGUUGGGAAUUUGCUCGUUUUGCUGAUUUUCAUCCGUGACUUUGGAAACGGAAAGGGCUCCGAGGUGAAAACGCUCCUCGCCUCUCUGGCCUCCACGGACUUGCUGAUCCUGCUGCUGUGCGCCCCAGUGCGCGCCGUCACCUACUACAAGCAGACCUGGACCCUGGGGAGUUUUGUCUGCAGCACCACGGACUGGUUCCAGCACUCGUGCGUAAUUGCAAAAACUUUAAUCCUUGCAGUCACUACCAGAGCCAAACACACGCUGGUGCCCAGCACCGCCGCGGGGCCCCUCCACAGCCCGACGUGGAUCCACGGAGCCCUGGCGUUCAUUUGGAUUGUGUCGAUGAUGUUUCCGAUCCCUCAGAUGCUUUUCGCUUCUCUGGUGCCGCAUGGCCGCGACACUAUUUGCGUCUCUGAGAUGCCGAAGUGCGCGUCCGACUUCAUGAGUGUUUUCUACAAGGUGUAUCCAACUGCGUCCUUUGUGGUGCCCGUCAUCUUCACACUUGCCUACUACACGAACGCGCUGCACACCGCGGUGAACCACGCACCCAGCCCGCAGCACCAGAGCAAAGUUACCCUGGUGCUGCUGUGUCUCAGCGGCGCCCUCGGGCUCAUGCUGCUGCCGGAGUGGGGGACGUUCACGUGGAUCAGGCUGGGGCACAACCAACCUCCCGUGGGUUUGAUCAUCUUCUCGCAGAUCCUCCUUUACGCAUGCAGCUCCCUCUCUCCGGUGAUCUUGAUGACCAUGUAUGACGACGUGCGCCAAGGUCUGAUCACCAUCUGGUUCCUCGCCACCUGCAGAAAGCGGAUCCGCCACGUCAAGUGUCCGAAGACGGAGGGGAACGCAGCAGAAGUCGGAGCCAACGCCGUCGUCGACGCGGUUUCGGAGGAGCAGGAGAAGACCAUCCCGGACGUGGAGCACUUUUGGACAGGGCGCAGGAAUACGCACGUCGAGGAGGAGCAGGAUCCGGUUCCGUGGGAGAGAGAGGAGAAGAUGUUGUAGUGAAUCAGAUUUGAAAGUGUCAUUUGUAUUGUUUCAUUUAUUUUCUAGCAGAAGAGUUCAACUUGUUCUGAUGUGUGUUGACCCACAGUGCAGACCCUCGUUCAACGGCUGUUUGCUGUCGUGAGCUUAAUUAGAUGUAACAUAAAGUUAUACACUGUCGUGUUUUUUGAUGUAACACAUGUUUAUAUCUAUUUUGAAUAUGUUCUUGUCUCCAGCAUCGCUGCACUGUCAAGUAGAACACCUUUAUUAGAGGAGGUGUGUACCUAUAACACGGAGCCAAUGUAAAUAUCCAGGACACUCACGCACCGAGGAGUGAGUUGUGAUUGUACGUGUGGUGCAUAACAUAUUAAAACAUUCACAAAUAUGGA